Molecule: messenger RNA, 532 nt
Organism: Apodemus sylvaticus (European woodmouse)
Lineage: Eukaryota; Metazoa; Chordata; Mammalia; Rodentia; Muridae
Gene: Il2
Product: interleukin 2
Exons: 4
Coding region: 16-474 (152 amino acids)
Biological process (GO): immune response
Cellular component (GO): extracellular region
Molecular function (GO): growth factor activity; interleukin-2 receptor binding
Source: RefSeq, a predicted model, not a curated record
UCAAGUCCUGCAGGCAUGUGCAGCAUGCAGCUCGCAUCCUGUGUUGCACUGACACUUGUACUCCUUGUCAAUGGUGCACCCACUUCAAGCUCUACAACAGAAGCACAGCAGCACCUGGAGCAGCUGCUGAUGGACUUACAGGUGCUCCUGAGCAGGAUGAAUAAUUACAAGAAUCUGAAACUCGCCAGGAUGCUCACGUUUAAAUUUUACUUGCCCAAGCAGGCCACAGGAUUGAAAGAUCUUCAGUGCCUGGAAAAGGAACUUGGAGCUCUGCAGCGUGUGCUGAAUUUGACUCAAAGCAAAAGCUUUCAAUUGGAAGAUGCUGGAAAUUUCAUCAGCAAUAUCAGAGUAACUGUUAUAAAACUAAAGGGCUCUGGAACCGAGUGCCAGUUCGACGAUGAGCCUGCAACUGUGGUGGAGUUCCUGCGGCGAUGGAUAGCCUUCUGUCAGAGCCUCAUCUCCUCGGCUCAGUAAUUUUGUGCCUCCUGCUCACAACACACAGGCUUCCUAUUUAUUUACAUAUUUAACUUUA